Messenger RNA from Botrytis porri, 2273 nucleotides. RefSeq lists its product as uncharacterized. Gene Ontology annotation, cellular component: nucleus; nuclear chromosome; RSC-type complex. Gene Ontology annotation, molecular function: transcription coregulator activity; zinc ion binding. The transcript is spliced from 2 exons. Lineage: Eukaryota; Fungi; Ascomycota; Leotiomycetes; Helotiales; Sclerotiniaceae. The coding region runs from base 204 to 1994 and encodes 596 amino acids. Gene Ontology annotation, biological process: regulation of transcription by RNA polymerase II; chromatin remodeling. The record is from RefSeq and is a predicted model, not a curated record.
AAUAUACUACAUAGUCAACGAUCUGUCGAAAUCACCAUAUAAUACUUCGAGACUGCGCAAUUCCUAUGGUUAUGAUCGCCUAAAUGAACAGUCUGUUUUGAGACGCUUUUGAGCUGUUUUCAAAAUUCGUAUCAUUCUUUCGCAAGGUCCAAGGAACGAUUGAUUGAAUUAGUACUUGCUCUAUUCGAUAAUUCCACAUCAAGAUGACGACUCGCAAUCCCCCUCAAUCUUUCAUUUCGAGUUAUGCUCCGCGAUUGCGCACAUAUGCCAAUUCGUUGCUUACCCCAGUCAUACAGCCAACAGCAGCUGUCGCGACACCACUCGGUAGAACAACGAAAAGAGGAACCACGGCAAUAAAUUAUGCAGAGGAUGGAUAUGAAUUCGAGGAGGAUGACGAUGAUGAAAACAAGAGGAGGCCUACAGGCUUAAGGAGUUUACGAAGGGAAGAUAUUGGACAGGCAAAACAAGACCCCGCAGAAAAGGUUGGCAAAGAAGCUACUGCGCCAGUGGAAAUUCAAGGUAUUUGGAGAGAUUGGAUGGGCAAGCAACGGCCAGGAAAAACCGACAUGCAAAAUUAUGCACAAAUCGCAUUACCUUUGACGUUAAUCCCGAUUCGAAUCGACCUUGAUAUCCCUUCCUUCACACCCCCUGCGCCUUUACCUGUGCCUGUAAAUAUUCAAGUAUCUUACCCUUCGAUUGAUACUUCCCUACCGGCAUACAAACCACAAGAAACCACAGUCCCAUAUCGCCUAAAGGAUGUAUUUCUGUGGAAUUUACAUGAGACAUUGACGACCACCGAUCAAUUCGCGCAAACCAUGGUACAAGAUCUGGACUUACCGAACAGAGGACAAAUGGCAGCCGAAAUCAGUAAGCAAAUCCGUACACAGCUUGAAGAAUACGCAGGUGUGGCUCUGCAUCCACUCUUUCAUUCGCAACAGACUGCAACGGCGAACGGUACUGUGACCACCAUCAAACAAGGGCCAUCGUCUCGAGAUGCUUCAAGUACACCUGCAGCAAGUGGGAAUGCGACUCCCAUGCGAAAUGUCAUUGGCCAAUCUAAUGGCUAUUCGACUCCUGCUAAAGCUCCCACUUCACAGUCGCAAGAUAUCACCGCCACUGCAACCUCGAUACCACCAGAAUCCGAUGAAUAUAAUCCCGAUGAUAUGUACCGGUGCAUCAUUAAUCUGAAUAUCAAUCUCUCCAAUCAUCUCUACACAGACAGGUUUGAAUGGUCAUUACUACAUCCUCCAGGAACGGCUGAAAUAUUCGCAAAACAAACCUGCGCAGAUCUUGGUUUACCUGGUGAAUGGGUCCCAGCCAUGACACAUGCGAUUUACGAAGCAGUUUUGAGAUUGAAAAAGGAGGCAUGUGAAAGUGGUGGUUUGGUUGGCGGUUAUGGGGGAGAAAUACCCAAUGAUGCUGUGCAUGGUAAGGAUGCCGGAUGGAGAUAUGAUAAUGAACACCUAGCAGAUGAGUGGGAACCCAAGGUUGAGAUCUUGUCAAAGGAGGAAAUUGAGAAGCGAGAAGGUGAUAGAGAAAGACAAAUUAGGCGGAUGAGAAGAGAAACUGCUAGAUUCUCUUCGAAUUCCGGGAUGGCCGGUGGUCUUCCAACACCAGGUGAGAACAGAGGAUACUUUGAUGAGCCACCUGCGGAAGAACGUAUGGGUCGCGGUGAGAGAAGUAAGAAGAAGAGACGCUUCAGAAGUCUUAGUCCAUUGGGGAGAUCUGGAACACCCGGUGGAAGAGGAACUCCUGAUACUGGCGGCAUUACUGGGUUUGGUGGAGGUGGUAGUCUUACCGAAUUUGAACGGAAUAGUUGGAGAUGCUCACAUUGUAAAGUCUGGGGAACAUCGGUUUGGUGUGUGAGGGAUGGGCCGUUCGGACCAAGGACUCUUUGUAAUAAUUGUGGCUUCCUAUUCGAGAAAGACCGCAAGCUACCUCGAUGGGCGAAGGAUCUUCACAAACAAGACAUCCGCUCAAGUGAUUACAGAUAACGAUAUCUCCAGUCUGUUCUUUCAAUCAUCAUACGAGAAAUUUCUACUUUGAUCUUCAUGAAUUUUGGGAAGCUUUUUGCUAGGAGUCUGAGACAGGGGGCUUUAUAUCACGCAGCGAUGUGGUAAUAUGGAUCACAAAUGAUUUACUUCUGGUGUGCACAUUGACAAGUGUUUGAUUAAGGAUGGAAAAGUCGGUUUCAUAGAGCAAUGACUUUCGAGAAGAUACUUUUGUACAAUAGAGAGCUGAGGCCAAUUAAUGAAGUUUGAUCAAGAAUAUGU